Molecule: messenger RNA, 636 nt
Organism: Penicillium macrosclerotiorum
Lineage: Eukaryota; Fungi; Ascomycota; Eurotiomycetes; Eurotiales; Aspergillaceae
Product: frataxin family protein
Exons: 2
Coding region: 1-636 (211 amino acids)
Biological process (GO): iron incorporation into metallo-sulfur cluster; intracellular iron ion homeostasis
Cellular component (GO): mitochondrion
Molecular function (GO): ferrous iron binding; ferroxidase activity; iron chaperone activity
Source: RefSeq, a predicted model, not a curated record
AUGCUGUCCCGCAGUGCCCCCCGUCUACUUCGUGUUGGAUCUGCCAUCCGCUCCUCUAUCCGAACCUCCUACACAGUCCGCCCAGCUUCCAAUACGCUCUCCCGCAGCUACCCAUCGCACCCGCGGGCAUUCCACGCCUCCCCGACUUUCGCCAAAGGCAUCCAACCGGACUCUGAAGAUCCCAACCCACCGAACCCUCAAAGCACCCCCAUUGCUGGUGCUGCAGCACAUGUAACUGAACCAACUCCACUCUCAGAAGAGGAAUACCGUGAAUAUUCAGAGCACUACUUCAACGUACUGCUUGCGGAAUUGGAGAAGGCGCAGGAGGAGGGAUCUGAUGUUGAGGCAGAGUACAGCGCCGGCGUCCUAAAUAUCUCUGUCCCCGCCAUCGGCACCUUUGUUCUGAACAAGCAACCCCCCAACAAGCAGAUCUGGCUCAGUUCACCCAUCUCUGGGCCCAAGCGAUAUGACUGGAUUGUCGAAGGCGACCGCAUGUACGAGAAGCAGGACUCCCGGCCCUUUGUCCACGGCCAGUGGAUCUAUCUUCGGGACGGGUCGAACUUGACCGAGCUGUUGAACUCUGAAUUGACACUGCAGCUCCCGAAAGAUAUCUACGGUGAAAUAACUGACGCAUAA